This is a messenger RNA of Necator americanus (New World hookworm), 483 nucleotides long. RefSeq lists its product as uncharacterized. Gene Ontology annotation, biological process: mitochondrial proton-transporting ATP synthase complex assembly. The record is from RefSeq and is a predicted model, not a curated record. Gene Ontology annotation, cellular component: mitochondrial membrane. The coding region runs from base 1 to 483 and encodes 160 amino acids. The transcript is spliced from 5 exons. Lineage: Eukaryota; Metazoa; Nematoda; Chromadorea; Rhabditida; Ancylostomatidae.
AUGCCUCCUGGUUCUCCAAAAAGUCCACACGAUACUGUCCUCUCAUUGUCCUCGUCGGUUGCGGGUGUGAUAAUGGUUCCUGUGCUUUCGUCAUAUUUAUGGGAGGCAGCUGCUGAAAGACCUACAAUGAUGAUGUUCACAAUAAUCGCCAACACAUUCCUCGUGGCGCUGUCAUUCACUCCAUUGUUACUCCACUUCUUAGUGAAACGUUUUCCUGUUAACAUCUACUACAACCACGAUACCAAAACUUUCACCUCUGUGCACUAUAACUUUUUCCUGAAAAAAAUGGCGCGGCAGUUCAAAGCAAGUGAAGUUGUGGACGCACAGGUCGCACCGGAGAUGGCCAAGGUUUGGAUUCCGUUGGCCACAGCAUUCGUCCACAACAAACCACUGCUAAUCUCUCUCGACCGGAACGCUUAUAUCGACAAACUUGCCUUCGACGAAAUGACGAAAAACAUCAAAAUCCCAGUGAAUCAUGACUGA